GAUCAGGUUGGAGGUCCACUCUGGUUGUAUUUUCCAUCAGAGGAGGCAGCAGGAUCGACUGCAGAAAGGAGGAAAUGACUUCCUCCACUUCGUUCUCCAGGUUUUCUCUGGCUGCCUCGGUGACGAAUGGCUGCCCUCAGAGAAAAUUAGCUCAAUUCUCCUCUCACACUCCCAAAAAAAAUUGAAAAAAGACGACUCAACAACUGUUAGCAUCACAGAGUUUGGAGACGCGCCGACGAAUCUAAACACAAAUUGAAGAGAAAGAAUGAAGAGGAAGGCGGUGUGAUGCUGCUUCCAGUGAAGCGAUGAAGGUUGGGAGGGCAUGGAGGCGAUGACCAGCCUGAAAAGAGAAAGAGCAUCACUGCGGUUUGUUUACUGCUAAAUGUCACUACUAUGAAUCUUUCUUCUUCUACGGAUAUCCUGACCAAUGGCUGCUUUUUGAGCAUUUCCAGACCGACUGUCACCAAACUUGACGUUCAGCCAAAGGACCCAGACCUCAUGAUCUAUGGGUUGUUGGCAAGAGUCAAUGGUGCAUCUGCAAAUGAAGCGGCAGAGCGGUUUGUGCAGCUGGGGAAGCUUUUGUCCUCUGUUGGAGUGCGACCAUAAUGGUUCCCACUGAGAACACAAGUGUUUUCUCGCCAGAUGACUUCUGCCCCAACUGCAGCUCGUCUGCCCAGUCCGAGGUGCAUGUGGCGAAGGCGGUGGCGUUGGGGGCGGUGCUGGUGGUGUUUCUGUUGUUUGGCGUCCUCGGUAACAUCCUGGUCAUCCUGUCCGUGCUGCUCCAUCACCAGUGGCGAUCCGUGACGCAUUAUUUCAUCGCCAACCUGGCAGCGGCGGACCUCUUGUUGAGUUCGGCCGUGCUGCCGUUCUCGGCCAUCUCGGAGGCGCUGGGCCAGUGGGUGUUCGGACGCUCCUUCUGCAACGUCUGGGCCGCCCUGGACGUCCUCUGCUGCACCGCCUCCAUCCUCAGCCUCUGUGUGAUUUCCAUCGACCGCUACCUGGCGGUGAGCUACCCCCUGCGCUACCCGGCGAUCGCCACCGGACGGCGCGGCCUGACGGCGGUGGCGGCCCUCUGGGGAGUCUCCGCCGCCAUAUCGGUGGGCCCGCUGUUCGGCUGGAAGGAGCCCGACCCGGAAGACGAAACAGAGUGCCGAAUCACGCAGGAACCUGGAUACGCCUUGUUUUCCGCGUUGGGGUCUUUCUACAUACCCCUGGCCAUCAUCCUGGCCAUGUACUGCCAAGUCUACACCGUGGCGAGACGAGAAACCAAAAGCAUCAGGGAGAGCACAAAGGGAGAGGAGGUGGAAAUGGGCGGAGUCACACUGAGGAUGCACAGGGGGAACGCGGCGGCUCAGGCGGGGAAACACGAAGACGGCGAGGAGUCGAGGACGCACAAGCGGCCAUCGUUUCCUCUGCCGAAGCUGCUGAGGUUCUCAGGGGAAGAAAAGGCGGCCAGGACGCUGGGCAUUGUGGUCGGCUGCUUCAUCCUGUGCUGGCUCCCCUUUUUUCUGGUUUUACCAAUUGGCUCCAUCUUCCCAUCCUGUAAGCCUCCUGAAACCAUCUUCAAGAUAACCUUCUGGCUGGGUUACCUCAACAGCUGCAUCAACCCCAUCAUCUACCCGUGYUUYAGCCGGGAGUUCAAAAAAGCUUUCCACAACAUGCUGAGAGGGCGCUGCGUAAGAACCGCUGUCCCUGUUACCAAGCAAGGACACAUCGCCGCUUAUUCCUCCAGCCCAGGUCCGACAUCCAAAGCAUCCUUUAGCUCUGUCCAAAACCACACCGCCGCUUCUUCUUCUUCAUGGGCUUGCUGCAGGACACUGUCAAUGUCAUCAUCGUCURUUGGUGGUCAAGACCAGGAUCGGGUUGGACACGUUCAGGGGAAAGGUCUGUUAAAGGCCUGGUGCCUUUCAGCCCGGCGAACCUCGGUACCUCAGAACCCAUCCACAAACGGGUCAGCUAAAGUCUUACGCCUCUCUCUUGGCAUUUCCGGCGACGCCGUUUAAUUGGCUUCUCGGAGUUCGGGACAUUCGGUCUUGUUAUCCAGCCUCCUUGGAGGAACAAUUAUCUACAACUCUGUCAUCAAACGCGAGAUAAAAAUGACUGCAGAUAGAGAAACAUGCAUGCUCAGCAGGAAACUUCUGGACCGGUUCUGCUGUUGGACUGAGCCAAGCCUCAACACAAAGAUAAACGGCAUUUCCUCGAGUGCUUGCCAAGGAUUAAAAGAGAUGCAAGCAAUCUGCUAAAAAAGAAACUGCAAAGCAACAAUGGGAUGUGAUUGAUCCAAACAUUCUGUAGUUUGCACCAAARGGAACAACUGUAGGGAUAAUUACUACGAAGGAAGCUGGUGUCGGACUGAAGCCUUUUAAACGACAAUGUCACAACAGAAAUUUGUGGUGCCUUGUUUUCUUCACACUCAUUUGUCAGGCUAUUGCCAACAUGUUUGGUUUUUGAAAUUUAAUGUGACAGAACAUCAUGGAGUAAAAAUCCAGCUGUACUUUGAUAAUGUCAGAGGWUUGAGAGAGAAUAUUAGUGAACUUUAGCGCCAAAAUUCAGACUACUGUGCACCCAAAGGUGGCUAUUCCUUGUCACACGAGAUUAUAUCSAGUCUAUAUUAUUGAGUCUAUAUUAUUAUAAUAUUACUGAUCUGAAUAAUGAUAAACAAUSGUACUGGUAUGUAUGGUGGUCGUUAGCCUCUCCAAGCUAACUUGGCGGUCAAGACCCGGAUUUGGUAAUAACUAGAAAUGUGCCGAUCAGGUUUUUUCCUGCCGAUACCGAUACCGAUCACC
Poecilia reticulata (guppy) is the source of this 2786-nucleotide messenger RNA. It is a transcript of the gene adra1ab, whose product is annotated as adrenoceptor alpha 1Ab. Gene Ontology annotation, molecular function: alpha1-adrenergic receptor activity. The record is from RefSeq and is a predicted model, not a curated record. NCBI's taxonomy places the organism in Eukaryota, Metazoa, Chordata, Actinopteri, Cyprinodontiformes, Poeciliidae. Gene Ontology annotation, biological process: phospholipase C-activating G protein-coupled receptor signaling pathway; cell-cell signaling; positive regulation of MAPK cascade. Gene Ontology annotation, cellular component: plasma membrane.